AUGGCUAAAUGUGUUCUUGAAGGCUGUGGGGCGACUCGCAGAAAUGGAAUUUCACUCCAUUUGUUUCCUAAGGUGCCAGAUCUAAGGACUAAGUGGUUGAAUUUCAUUGGGAGAAGCGAAGUUGCCAAGUCGGCAAGAAUGUGUGAAAUUCAUUUCGAUGAAAAACAGUUUGAAAGGAGUCCAGCCCUUCUUAAAUCAGUGGGACAGACCUCGUGUCUUGUAAGACUAAGGAAAGAAGCUAUACCUUCAUUAGUAACCUCUGUUUCGGAAGCAAAGCGAAAAGUUCAGUUACAAACCGUUCCGCAUGAUUCUGCACCAGAAGUGAAAAAAAGAAAGUCAUUGGAGGAAGAAGCAGGUGGCACUGCUCAGUCUCCAGAACCACAAGAACAACCUCCAUCUCCAGCUUCAGUGAUGAAUGCAGAGGAAAGUGACGUGACACAGAUGAUGAUGUGCCACAUCUUGAUGAAGCACAACCUCGACAAAGACCUGCUAUGA
Mercenaria mercenaria is the source of this 495-nucleotide messenger RNA. RefSeq lists its product as uncharacterized. Bases 1 to 495 code for a protein of 164 amino acids. The record is from RefSeq and is a predicted model, not a curated record. Gene Ontology annotation, molecular function: sequence-specific DNA binding. The transcript is spliced from 2 exons. NCBI's taxonomy places the organism in Eukaryota, Metazoa, Mollusca, Bivalvia, Venerida, Veneridae.